Tachysurus fulvidraco (yellow catfish) is the source of this 5007-nucleotide messenger RNA. It is a transcript of the gene camk2g1, whose product is annotated as calcium/calmodulin-dependent protein kinase (CaM kinase) II gamma 1. Gene Ontology annotation, biological process: protein phosphorylation. Gene Ontology annotation, cellular component: neuron projection; cytoplasm. Lineage: Eukaryota; Metazoa; Chordata; Actinopteri; Siluriformes; Bagridae. The transcript is spliced from 22 exons. Gene Ontology annotation, molecular function: calmodulin binding; ATP binding; calcium/calmodulin-dependent protein kinase activity. The record is from RefSeq and is a predicted model, not a curated record. Bases 173 to 2167 code for a protein of 664 amino acids.
UCCUUUCCAACUCCACCAACACUCCCUCCUCUUCUCUCUCUCUCUCUUUCUCUCUCUCUCUCUCUCUCUCCCUCCCUUUUCUGUCUGAACACAUGAAAUUCAGAGGAUCUCCUCCCGAAACGCGAACACAGCGGUCAGAGAAGCGCUCGGCGACACCCCCUCCCCGCACAACAUGGCUACAAUUGUCACCUCCACCAGGUUUACGGAAGAUUACCAGCUUUACGAGGAGCUCGGGAAGGGUGCCUUUUCCGUGGUGCGCAGAUGUGUGAAGAAGUCUACAGGCCAGGAAUAUGCCGCAAAAAUAAUCAACACGAAGAAGCUGACAGCCAGAGAUCACCAGAAGCUGGAACGAGAGGCCCGAAUCUGUCGUCUUCUCAAACAUUCCAAUAUCGUCCGGCUACAUGACAGUAUUGCUGAAGAAGGGUUUCACUACCUGGUCUUUGACCUUGUGACUGGAGGGGAGCUGUUUGAAGACAUCGUUGCCAGAGAGUAUUACAGUGAGGCUGAUGCGAGCCAGUGCAUCAAUCAGAUCCUCGAGAGUGUCAAUCACAUUCACCAGCAUGAUAUCGUGCACAGAGACCUCAAGCCUGAGAACCUUCUGUUGGCCAGUAAGAUGAAGGGGGCAGCAGUUAAGCUGGCUGAUUUUGGACUGGCGAUUGAGGUACAGGGAGACCAACAAGCAUGGUUUGGCUUUGCGGGCACUCCUGGCUACUUAUCUCCAGAGGUUCUGAGAAAGGAUCCUUAUGGUAAACCUGUGGACAUUUGGGCCUGUGGUGAGUUUUUUAUUUUUUUUUUUCGUUCUCUUUGUUUAUCUAAAAUACUGUUUUUCAUAGAUUCAAUUAUUUUCUCACACACAAUAAGUUCUUCUCAUUUCCUUCUCCAUCUUUUUUCAGGAGUUAUCCUCUAUAUACUGCUUGUGGGAUAUCCUCCAUUCUGGGAUGAAGAUCAGCAUAAGCUGUACCAGCAGAUCAAGGCUGGAGCUUAUGAUUUUCCUUCUCCUGAGUGGGACACGGUCACCCCUGAGGCUAAGAACCUCAUCAACCAGAUGCUGACCAUCAACCCAGCCAAGAGGAUCACCGCUGAACAGGCCCUUAAGCACCCAUGGGUCUGCCAACGGUCUACAGUGGCCUCCAUGAUGCACCGACAAGAGACCGUGGAGUGCCUGCGCAAGUUCAACGCUCGGAGAAAACUGAAGGGAGCUAUUCUCACCACUAUGCUGGUUUCCAGAAAUUUUUCAGUGGGCCGGCAGCAUACCAGCCCUGCUGCUCCCACCACCAGCACUGCCGCGCUUGCACAGGAAGCAUGCAAAAGUUUACUCAACAAAAAAUCAGAUGGUGUUAAGCCCCAGACAAACAACACUAAAAACAGUGUAAUGAGUGCUGUAGUGAGUGCCCUGAAGGAAAGCAACAUGGCUUCUUCCACACCAAUGGAGCCCCAGACCACAGUAGUGCACAACCCGGCAGAUGGGACCAAGGGCUCCACGGAGAGCUGCAACACCAACGAGGAAGAGGAUAUGAAAGGUAGGAAAGUGGAGAGUGCUCAGGGUGCCAGCAGUGACAGUGCGGUGAUGAGUCAGUGCAGUGCCGGGGACGAGCCGCCCGCUCUGGUGGCAUCACCACAGUGCCCACCAGCCACUGUGGGGCAUGAAAUAAAGCGCAUGGCGUGGAACAGUUCGGGACAUUCUUCGUGCCCCGAAUUAGACUGUGCUCACUCUGUUCCUUAUGCUUCGGCUCAGGGGGGCAGGAGUGUGGCCACAGCCAAGUCUCGUAAGCAAGAGAUUAUCAAGAUCACCGAGCAGCUAAUCGAGGCUGUGAACAACGGAGACUUCGAGGCUUACACGAGAAUCUGUGACCCCGGGUUGACUUCGUUCGAGCCCGAAGCUCUGGGUAACCUGGUGGAAGGGAUGGAUUUCCACAAGUUUUACUUUGAGAACUUGUUGAGUAAGAACAACAAGCCGGUGCACACCACUAUCCUGAACCCUCAUGUGCACCUGAUUGGAGAGGAUGCAGCAUGUAUCGCCUACAUCCGCCUGACACAGUACAUCGACAGUCAGGGCCACCCGCGCACCUGCCAGUCCGAGGAGACGCGCGUGUGGCACCGCCGUGAUGCCAAGUGGCUCAAUGUUCACUUCCACUGCUCAGGAGCACCAGCUGCACCCUUACAGUGAAGCCUGCAGGGCACAGGUUGCCUGGAUUCCUAACGAUGGGAGUGUUUGUUCCUUGUAGCCGGAUGGGCACGUAGAGGCCGGAUGGAUGACAGCAAGUUACAGACACGCUAUUGAAGAAAUCCGAUAACAUCUAGUCCAACUGUCUACACCACCUUACCUGUCCAACCUUUGACCACUAGGAUCCGGCUGCGGCUGUGGCCCCGCCCACAGGACGGUGCAUGCAUAUGAUGCCCACACGGGGGCGCUGUCUAGUCUUUUCCCAUGGAAUCAUCUUUUUUUGCCCAUUAAAGAUGUCCAGAAGGUAUUGUAAGUACUGAUCUAUGAGUUCAAUAAGUAUAUUGUAUAUUGUAUAAAAAAAAAAAAUAAUAAUAAUAAUUGCUAGAAGCUACAACAGAGUUUUUUAAGGCAUCGAUAUGUAAGUAAAAUGCAACCGGGGUGUAAAAUGGGAGGGUCGAUACACAAGAUAGAAACCUUCAGCUUUAACGGCCGAAGUUUAAGUAGGAGUAAUCUAAAAUAUACACACCCCCACCCCACCCCCACCCCCAGCUCAUACACUCUGUAGAAUCGGGAUACAAAUUAUUUAGGUAAUGAAUCAACAAUGUUCUAAAAUUCUGGAGAGUAUAGACAUUACUUUGUAUCAAGAGGCACCAAAGUGUAGUCUUUAGGCAAUUAAAGGGUUGGUGUUUAUUUUUUUUGUUGUUGUUGUUGUUUGUUUUUUUUUUCUUUCUUUUUGUUGCUUUUGAUUUGUUUCUUGUGUUUUUAAACUAAGGUCUGUGGGAAGGUUUGGAUGGUUCUGGGUUUUAGUAUUCUGUGCUAUCGUGUUUCUGUGGAACUGUUUUUGUUUUGUUUUGUUUUGUUUUUGUCUUUGAUUAUAAGAAAGUAUUUUAUGGUUAGAUUUAAAAAAAAAACCUUCUGAAAACAUAAUCCACUUGUAAAGAUCCACAGAUAUAUAUUUAAAGGAGAUCAAGGCGCAGCAAACGAUUCGACACUCUGUUGAAUGUGUGUUUAUGUGCAUGUGUUUGUACGGACAUGUGAUUUAAACACACCGCUGGUUAGAAUUAGACCACGCUGCCUCUGAUCGUGUGAAUUGGAGAGUGUUCGAGAGCCCACGUGGACAGACAUAGUGCUGUAGAAAUGGCACCGAACGCUAGACGGACGGUAGAGUCGCCUUUCUAUUUAACUUUAACGCUGGGAACAGAGCCUGGUUCAUACACAGCCAUGUGGAAAAGGGGAACACACACACACACACACACACACACACACACACACACACACACACACACACACACAAGUACACAUGCUGAUCAAAAACCCAUUUCCAAAUCAGCAGGAUCAGUCACACACUGCCUACCUUAUGGAAAUAUGGUUUCUCAUUAAGUCUCCAAGAGAAAACUACAUGUAGGCAAUUCUUUUCAAAAUGGCGCAUGAAGGACAUCCGUACUGUAGCUUAGCGGAUGUUCAUACGUGGAUGUGGAUGUGGAUACAACACAUGUCCGGUUUCAAACAUGCACACAGUCACACACCGAUUGGACUUUCGUGGCUGUUCUUUCCCCUCAUAGUGGUCUGAUAUCAUCCUGUCUCACACAACCGUGUUGUACUUGUGUUUCAUGCCCGGUUUGUGCACUCACUCACUUUUUACACACACACACACACACACACACACACACACACACACACACACACACACACACACACACACACACACACGUUAAUCCCUCCAGCAUUUCCUUGGAGUUCAAUGUAUACAUUUAUGUUUCUAGUACAAAUACAGGGUUUAAGGCACUGGCUGUUAUAAACCAGCAGCACAACCGGCCUGUUCUGAUCUCGGUGACAGGCGCUAUUAAAAAAAAAUGUAAAAAAUUAAAAAAAAAAAACACCUUUCCUUUUUCAACACACUCCAGUUCAUGCAGUAGAUCUGAGUAAGAUGUUCUUGUACACAGCUGUUUAAGUUUUUCUGACACAAAUCCAUCCCACAUGCCGAUCGUGUAUUUUCUAUAUUGGAAGAGUUCUCAGUCUGUGUACUGUAUAUACAUGUAUAGGGCUUUGGACCAUAUCAGCACUGUAACUCUGCACGUGUGUGUGUGUGUGUGUGUGUGUGUGUGUGUGUGUGUGUGUGUGUGUGUGUGUGUGUGUGUGUGUGUGUGUGUGUGUGUGUCACCUUCAUCACAAAGCCCAUUUAGUAACGCUCGUUUUUCUUUGUUUUCGGGAGAAAUGCUUCCAUGCUUUGGCAAGUCCGUUUUGAUCCGAAUCACGAUGAUAUUUUUGUAAACCAGUUGCGAGGUUCUUUUUUUUUUUUCCCUGUAUGUCGUCAGUUACUUUAACUCUCCGUAGAAGCGAAAAGAAAAUGGAUUAAAAAACAAAAACAAUCGAGGAUACGUUAACUGAUAGAUAGGCUAGAUAGAUUUCUAGAACAGAGGUCCCUCCUCCUAAAGCUGGGAACAGAACCCAGCGCCUUCUGGCUUUCCUAUCCAAUCCAAUCCGAGGCAAGUCCGAUUAUGCAGCUUAAUUAAUACAGUAUGAUGAUUAUGCAUGUUCUCUUUUCUUGGUGAAUCUUUUCUCCGCUGUGUGAUUUUAAAAAUGGGAAAAAAAAAGAAAAAAAAAUCUGUUCUUGUUGCAUCUCUGACAUGAAAAAUCCCUCUCCACCUGGAGAUGACGGAUAGGUGAUGUACCAUAUUGAAUUAUUUAAUCAUUUUUAAAAAGUAAGAGAAAAGUCCAAGUCAGCUUUGUAUGCUCCCCUCAUUCUGAGUAAAUCUAUCGCAUUGUAACGGUAUACUAUUGGGCUACGUAUAUGAAUGCUGGAUUUUGCAUGAUCAUACAUUUAAUAAAACCAUGAACUGACA